UCCGGAUCCACUUCCGGUGUACACGCGCCGGGGGUCGCGCCCAAACAUGGCGGCGCUACGCUUCGUCGUGGGGACGCCCUGAGCGAGACGCAGCAGCAGUAACAGCUGCUGGGCGGCCCGUGUGAGAGGAGGCCAGGAGCCGCACGGACGAGCGUGGGCCAUGCCGCGUCGUAGCCGGGCUGGGUCGCGCAGUCGCUGAGCCCCGGGCCGUCACCUCCACUCACAGGACAAGGCGGGGCCAAUGGAAGCCAUGAAGCCGCAGAUUUCGCUCGGAGGGCCUCCGCGGAAGGCAGUCGGUGGGAACCAGCAAACCCUCACCGACUGGCCCUCCUAUGCCUCCGUGGCGGCGACAACUGCCGCCUCCGUCACCACCACCGUAGCCAUGGCGCCGACGGCGGCCUCGCCGUCGGCGGCUGCACCGGCAGCGUCGCUCCCCCCGGGCCCCGCCCGUGCCCAACGGGUGGCGGAGGAGGUCCACUCGUACCUGGACGCGCUGGCCGCGUGCUGCGCCGCGGGGUCGCGGGCGGCCGCCUCGUUUGGCCGCGCGCUGGACGGGACGCCGCUCGGCGAGGCGGCUGUCGGGUUCGCGGAGGCGCAGGAGGUGGUGCGGAGCACGGCCGGGGCGCUGGCAGCGCUGGUGCGCGCGGAGGUCUCCGAGAUCGCCAGGGGACUGGGACCGACGGCGCCGGGCGACGGCGCGGAGAGGGGGAGGCAGGACAUACAGGUUAUGGGCUCCUGCCUCUCGAUGCUGGUGCGGCUGCAGUGCAGCGUGCUCUCCCAGGGCGUCAAGACGCUGUUGCCCGUGGCGCGGGCGCUGGGCCACGAGCUCGCCGGCGACCUACUGGCGCCGGACGCCGGCCGGACGCCCCCUGACCCCGACACCGAGCAGCGCGACGCCCUGCAGACUUGGCGCCAGGCUGUGCAGGCCACAGCGGCGCUCCGCGGGCGGGCCCCGGACGGCACGCUCGUGGGCCGCGAGGUGCAGAAGCUCUUCUGCUGCCAGGGAAACCACGUGGCGGAUGCGCAGCUACGUGAGCUCAACAGCCAAGUGGACCACGCGCUGCAGGCAUACAUGCAGGCCCUGGAGAGACUGCACCAGAGUGAGUUCUCCAUGAAGGCCGGGUUCCACCGGAGCCCUGCGCACACCGAGGAGGUGCUGCAGGACUGCUGCAUCGAGGCGGAGGCCCAGCAGGCUGGGAUGAGCCGCCUGUCGGAGGCCCUGGUGGCCCUAGAGCUGCCCACCGUAUCGCUGCACAUCGGCAGCGCGCACCUCAAGGGCGUGCCUUCCAGCAGCCUCACCACCGCCGACAACCUCGCUGCCAAGAUGCAAGCCAUGCGAGCAUUUCUGAAGGAGGCGUUGGGUGUGACGACGGCGCCACGCAGCUCCAGCCAACGUGAUGGCGCCGGCGAUGCCGGCGGCACCGGCGGCACCGUGAAAAUCGUCCCCGGCAGCGAACUUGGCUCCAACGGUGUGGGGGUGCCGGCGGCGGCGGCGACGUUGACCGGGGCCAACGGAGCUCCUGUGGCUGGCGGUGCCGGUCACAAGACGCUGGCGGCCGAGGAGGAGCUUGGGCGCGAGACGCUGGGACACGUGUGCCCCUCGGUGUGGCGCGGAGCCUGCAAGACGGCCGUGCAGCUGUUGUUCGGUCAGGCUGGGCUGGUCGUGGUUGAUACAGCCGAAGUGGAAAACCGGGAGGCGUACACGCCACAGAUCAGCCAGGAGGGCGACAAGAUCGUCGUGCAGGUGCCGUCCACCUGGUGCGUGAAGGAGGACCCAGCCACCAUGUCGCUGCUGCGCCGGUGGCUCGACCCCGAGCGCUCGGUGGCGCUGGUGGACGUGCUCUACACCGCCACGCUCGAGCCGGCCCGCUGGCGGGCGGGCAGGGCACAGGCGCUGCCCUGCAUCCAGCUGCUGCUGAGGCGCGAGGCGGCCGACUCGCCCAGCAUGGCCGAGCUCCCAGAAUGCACGGCGGCGAGCGCCAAGCCGAGCGGCGGCUUCCAGAAGACGUUCUCGCGGCUCACCUCGCGCCUCACCAAGAAGCACGCCGCCUCCGUCACGUUCCAGGGCGCCGCCAAGAGCGGCCCCUCCCGCCACGACGAAGACAAGAAGGCGACGCGCGCCUUCGUGCCGCCGUCCGCCGUCGGUGGCGCCGGCUCGUGGAAGGCCACCUCCGGGCCGCUUGCCAAACUCGCGUCCUCCGGUAGCCCGGCACGUGGCGGCACUGGUGGCGGCGCGACCGGCGCCGCCGCCGCGGUGGCGGGAUCGAGCGUCAAGCGGGGCACGGGGCUGAACCUGCCGAGCGACCAGGAGAUGCAGGAGGUUAUAGACUUCCUGUCGGGCGUCGGACUCAGCAAGUCGCAGCAGCCGUCGCCGAUGAACCAGCGCCGCACGCCGGACCCGGGAGCGCCGUUCCCACCGCGCUACACCGGCGGUGGCGGUGGAGGCAGUGGCGGCGGUGCUGGCGGUGCUGGCGGUGGUUUCCCGCCCCCGAUGCUGGGUGCUCUCGGCCCCACCACGCUCUUCAAGGGGUCGCCUCACGGCCCCGGUUCCGGAGCUGCCGCCCUGCCGCCACCGCUGACUCCGCAGCAGCAGCAGCAGCAGGCGGCGCAGGCGGUGCAGGUGGCACAGGCGGCGCAGGCGGCAGCUGGAAUUUGGUCGGCGUGGGAGCUGCAUGGGCGGCUCGGGCCGGGGCCCGGCGAGGGCACGGCCAAGACGGCGCACGUGAGGAACAACACGUGGCCCAAUCGCUUCCAGCCAGACGGUCUGUGCGGUGUCCCCGAAACCUUCCUCUCCCUCGACCCCGCAGUCAAGGGCGACCCGGAGUACGCGCGCUACGUGACGGGUCUGGCGCAAGUGCUGCAGCACCAACAGCAGCAGAAGUCGUCUCAGCACCAGCACGGCCCGGGCCACCGGGCGACACCGAGCAGUCAAGCGCAGCCGGCACUCGGGGAGGCGGUGGCGGCGGGAGAGUGGCAGUCGGCGCCGGCGGCUCGUGAAAUCGGGGAGGCCGCCCGUGCCUGGCAGUGCAAGGACUCGUUCAUGCCCAAGGUGGCGGCGCCAGGAGCCGGCUGGCUCGGACUGGGCGGGCGCCCGGCCCAGCACGGGGAGGAGCCCCUACCGGCCAACGGGCACGCGUGCUUCUCCAUGUUCUCGGGGCCAGACCUGGUGGCGGCCGUGAGCCAGCGUCGGCGGCACAGCAGCGGCGAGCAGCAAGUCGCGGCCGUGCUGUCCAUGCCCCGCGCUCCACCAGACACCGUCUCGCAGGAAAAGACAAAAACGUGGCCUCUCAAAUCGCCGUGGAUGGCCGCCUCCACGCUGGUGCCCACCAGCACGGCUCCGUACCCGGACGCCGGUCCUCCGGUGCCGUGGUACGAAGACUCUGCAGCGCCAGCGGUCUUCCCGCCGUCCGUGUGGUCAACGGAGGCGUGCGACGGCACGGCAGCCGUGGCGUCAGCGGAAUUCACGCCGUACAUACCGCACCAGCCGGGCGCCGGCGCCGCCACGCAGCGCCUGGGAGCGCCGGGCUACGGGCAGGGCCCUGGCGGAGAGCGCAGGGUGUACACGAGGCCGUACUGAGCGGUCGCUGCACCGGCUUGAGAGCUUGAUUACGGCAGGAACUCUGUCGCAAGGGCGCGCACUCUGUUUAUUACACACACACAAGCGCACUACCACACUGUAACGAAACACACGUACUUUCGUACUACCACACCAUUUUAUCAUAUUACACCGUCACGCUUUCACACAAUAUCUUAACACACACUCUUACACAGUAGCACACUACCGUACACCAUCACAUCCUCUGCCACACACACACAUUCGCACUUGUACUCUCAAACUCUCACACACGUGCGCACACGCGCACUUGUUCACCGCCUGCACCGUGGGCUGCGAGCCGCAGCUGAGCUCAACUCAACGCCAGCGAGGGGGGGGGAUCGCCGUAGCCGAGUGCCGAUUUAAGGCGCCACUCCCCCCCGCCCCGUCCCGUGGGGAACUGGCUUCCGGCACGGUGGCGGGGCACCGGGUAGUGGCGGUGGGUGCCUGCACGGCGCUAGUAGGGUUGGGGGUGGUAGCUUCGUUUUGACACUAAAGCGUUACGUACGUCUGCGGGGCAAUAUUUAGUUUUGUUGGGGGGGGGAACCACGUCCCGGCAUUGGCCACGGGCUGGCGUUCAAGCCCGAGGAAAGCGCCAUCGCCGCUCGAGCUAGCCAAAGGUAUUUCUCAAUGCGGUGCCUUGCCGCUGCCCGUGCACAAAACUCGCGCGCGGUUGUUGUGGGCGUUGAAAAUAAAACUCAAAACUAUUUUAUGACCAACAAUCUGAGACCAAGGUGUGGGCAUUGGGGGGGGGGGGGGGGGGGAAGGCCUUGGCCCGGGUUAGAGUAAAAAUAAAGAAAGCCCGGCCAGGUCGGAUUGAAACCCUGCGAAGAGCGCCUGCCAUCGACAGUGGUGUAGUCCCGCCAAUGCGUUCAGGAGCGAAUGUUCUCAACGUUCAACGUGAGUUUGCGCGACGCAAAGCCCGCACGUGUGAUGCCGGUGGCCCGCAAGUGUUGUUACGCGUUGUGUUGUCGUUAUUGUUGUGCGGAGGCAUUCCAUUGAGCUGACCCGUGUGCAAAGCGUCCCGUUCUGAGAGAACCUUCCAUGGCUGGAACAGGAGGUAUUUUACAUGGCUUGCUGCGUCGUCCACGUUGUUUCUCUUUGUUUUUUACUGCCCACCCCCACGUAACACUGUUUUUUUUUUGUCUAAAAAGAGCGUAGUUAAAAACUACUAACGAAUAUUAGCUCAACGAUAUAACAAGAGAUGAAUCUUGCAACGGCAUAUGCAGAGGGUAGAGCGUUGACCUUCCAAAGUGCGAGCUGCUAUUCUAUGGCUAAUGGUGCUCCUGUAAAGGUAUGUAUGUGUACACUGGUUUCUACUGUGCGAGACGGCAGCUUGUAACUGCCUGCAGUGAGACUAUUCUUCGUUGUUCUUUGUAUUCCAGUACUGAAAAUACAGCCUAAAACAUG
Molecule: messenger RNA, 5002 nt
Organism: Lethenteron reissneri (Far Eastern brook lamprey)
Lineage: Eukaryota; Metazoa; Chordata; Hyperoartia; Petromyzontiformes; Petromyzontidae
Gene: GARRE1
Product: granule associated Rac and RHOG effector 1
Biological process (GO): Rac protein signal transduction
Molecular function (GO): CCR4-NOT complex binding
Source: RefSeq, a predicted model, not a curated record